UCGGGGCGGGGGCUGCGGGCCGGCGGUGGCGCCGCGUGGGGGGGCGGAGGUACAGACAGGCCGGGGUCUGCUGUGCCGCAUCCCGUUCCGGGCCGCUCCGGGCCUCUCCAGGCCUGUGCUCGCUCUGCCAACCGCCGGGCUCUCUUCAGCGGGCUCCGCUUUUGCCUUACGGGUCACUCCGGCUGCUCUCAGUGUCAAACGUUGCCAACCGAAGUGCCUUUGGCUUUUAUUUGAUUUUUUUUUUUUUUUUCUGACUCGGUUCCUGGCUCCGUUGCUGUGCUGCGGUGGGUGGGCGCGGGCUGGCCGGGCGCCUCGGGGGAAACGGCCCGUUUGUAACCAUUGCGGCGGUCCUGAGCCUGUCCUUCGUUCUGGCACCGGCACACGGCUGUAGGACGUUGCUUUACAAGGAAACUUUCUUGAAGCGAUGGGGAAACUGAUAUAAACUGUGACACUGAGGUGACAGGAGGGUGGUGCUGCAGUGCAUAUCAAUGCUUAGAUGUUAUAACUCAGCUCCUGCCUUAUCAAGCAACCAUGUCAGAAGGGGACAGUAUUGGUGAGUCUGUUCAUGGAAAGCCUUCUGUGGUCUAUCGAUUUUUCACAAGACUUGGGCAGAUCUACCAGUCCUGGUUAGACAAAUCUACUCCAUAUACUGCAGUGCGAUGGAUCGUAACUUUGGGUCUGAGUUUUAUCUACAUGAUUAGAGUUUAUUUACUGCAGGGUUGGUACAUUGUGACAUAUGCCUUGGGAAUCUACCAUCUAAAUCUCUUUAUAGCUUUCUUGUCGCCAAAGGUAGAUCCCUCUUUAAUGGAAGAUUCAGAUGAUGGUCCUUCCUUACCUACAAGGCAAAAUGAAGAAUUUCGGCCUUUCAUUAGGAGGCUCCCAGAGUUUAAAUUCUGGCACUCGGCCACUAAAGGCAUCCUGGUUGCUAUGGCAUGUACAUUCUUUGAGGCUUUCAAUGUUCCUGUUUUUUGGCCAAUCCUUGUGAUGUACUUCAUUAUGCUGUUUUGUAUCACUAUGAAGAGGCAAAUCAAGCAUAUGAUAAAGUACAGAUAUAUACCCUUCACACAUGGCAAGAGGAAAUACAAAGGGAAAGAAGAUGUGGGAAAGACCUUUGCUAGCUAGAAGGUGCAAUCAACCUUUUGACCAAUUCUGCUUACAACUAAAGGAACGAUUUUUGAGCCAUUGUAACAAUGCCUUUUUUCUUCAUAAAAUGAUUGAGUUGUGACAAAGCAGUUGAAGUUUCAUUUUAAGAGGAUCUCGCUAUUUUUAUCUGAAGUAUCGGUUGCUUGAAGAAACUGGCAUUCUAACCAACUUGCUUUGAGUUUAUCUUUUGUGAGAAGUUGGAGAAACUUUGGAUGAUCCCCUGGAUUUGGGAUAACGGAUUUCUUUCAGGAUCCAUUGCACUGGAGAGAUGAAUGGCUUUGAGUUUGAUGUUUUUACAUAGUUCUUCUCAGUAUCACCCUGAAGUGCUGUGCACGUAUGUAGAAAAAAGUCAGGUGGCACACAUGAUGCUGUUUUCUGCUUCAUGGCCAUGUGCUAUUUUCAUAUAAAAUUCAGCAGAUCUAAAUAGAUGCCAGUUUGCUAAAUGCAUGAUAUUACUGAGUCAUAAAUAUAAAUAGAAAAAGAAAUCUACAAAUGUAAGGAUUUUGCAGUAGGGAGAAAAACGCACACAGCUUCUAAAGUAACUCAUUUCUGUUAGGUUUCAAUGCCAGUUUCACCAUUACACCUCCUAGCAGAUGCUAAAAUUGGGUUCCUUCGUGAUGACUCAAAGUUUUGUUCAAAAUCUAUUCCAGUUUCCUUUGAGGACAUGGAAUUAUAAAUAUAUAUAUUUUAAUUGUUUUAGUUGGAAUUUCUUUCAUACCUAAGGGUUUCUUGAUUAACUUAAGCCAACUUCGUGCAGCCCCUUCAGAAUAUACUCCAACUGGCCAUAGGAGACAAACUUUGUGGGUUUUAACAAAGAUUUUCAUUUUCUAUAGUUAAAAAAAAAAAAAA
Messenger RNA from Phasianus colchicus (ring-necked pheasant), 1992 nucleotides. RefSeq names its product retention in endoplasmic reticulum sorting receptor 1 (gene RER1). The record is from RefSeq and is a predicted model, not a curated record. Gene Ontology annotation, cellular component: Golgi membrane. Gene Ontology annotation, biological process: protein retention in ER lumen; retrograde vesicle-mediated transport, Golgi to endoplasmic reticulum. NCBI's taxonomy places the organism in Eukaryota, Metazoa, Chordata, Aves, Galliformes, Phasianidae.